This is a messenger RNA of Fusarium proliferatum ET1, 969 nucleotides long. RefSeq lists its product as uncharacterized. Bases 1 to 969 code for a protein of 322 amino acids. NCBI's taxonomy places the organism in Eukaryota, Fungi, Ascomycota, Sordariomycetes, Hypocreales, Nectriaceae. The transcript has 2 exons. The record is from RefSeq and is a predicted model, not a curated record.
AUGUCCACCUCACCAUUCACUGAGAUGACCAAGCCAAGCGCGACUGUUGAGCUUCAUGCCCUAUCAGCCGGCCACUUUACGCUUCCUGAAUAUCAAUUUAUCAGUCCAUGUGAAGAUGGUGCCCGGAAAAUGGUUCCCUCGCUAUGCUUCCUCAUACAGCAUCAAUCUAUGGUCACGAACAAGACGACACGAAUGGUUUUCGAUCUUGGGCUACGGAGGGAUGUCAAUCGAUACGCUGAGCCGAUCCAAAAGCAUACCAAAACGCGACAGCCUAUGACUACCGAGCCAGAUGUAGUAAAGAGUUUGAAAAGAGGAGGGCUUACACCAGAUGACAUUGAUUAUGUCAUGUACUCUCAUGUUCAUUGGGAUCAUAUUGGAGAACCUCGCGACUUUCCAAAAAGCACAUUCAUUGUUGGAAAUGGGUCAUUGGACCUUCUCGAAGGCACUUCAUUGGCGCUGCGAGGUGGGCACUCCUUCUUUGAGAGUGAUCUCCUUGACCCGGCUCGGACCAUUCAACUAUCGGAUCCAAAGCAGAAAAAUGUUGACAAGACUGAGCAGUUCAAGUCAAAAGGCAUGAUAGAUGGAUCCUGGAAGCCGUUUGGCCAUUUAAAGAGCACAGUGGACCUAUUUCAAGACGGAAGCCUGUACAUUGUCGACGCACCUGGCCAUCUUCCAGGCCACAUCAAUCUUCUCGCCCGCACAAGGGAGCAGGACGGUCGUGAGAAUUGGGUAUAUCUGGCAGGAGAUGCGUGCCAUGAUCGCAGAAUUCUUCGUAAUGAAAAGGAAAUUGGAGAAUGGCUAGACGCGCAUGGGUAUACCUGCUGCAUUCACGCGGAUCGGAAGGCGGCGGAAGCAACAAUUGAGAGCAUUCGCAUACUGGAGGAGCUGGGUGUUGAAGUUAUUUUGGCACAUGAUGUAGAGUGGGAAAAUAACGAGAGGAAUUCGAGCCGGUUCUUUGGUGCUUCUUGA